AUGUCAGAGGCAGGUCUUCUUCGAAAAGACCAGCUGGAACUGAGUCUGCAUAAAGAGAAGAAAUUGAUAGAAGACGGUAUCCUUAAGGAGGACAAUCCACUGGAUGUCACGGACAACUUUCGCAAGCUUUGCGAUGCUUGCCGGAGGGGCGACCUCAAGGUCUGCCAGGAGAUGAUUACAGAAGGCGUCAACAUCGAUGCGCGAGACGAAUUUGAUUACACACCGUUGAUACUGGCGAGCCUUUGCGGACAAUAUGAAGUUGUUCAGCUCCUUCUUGACGCUGGCGCAUUAUGCGAGAGAGAUACUUUCCAAGGAGAAAGAUGCUUAUAUAACGCACUGAACGACCGAAUACGAAAUCUUCUUCUAUCCCACGAUUACUCCAAGUCUUCAGAUCCUCUACAACCGCUCGCGUUUCAUCUCACCUCAUUAUUGACAAGAGGGCUUCCGGAAACAGCAGACAUCAUAGUAACGACUUCGGGUGACUCAUUCAGAUUGCACAAGUUUAUCCUGUCUGCAAGGUCGCCAUACUUUUCGAAGAAAUUAGAGGGAGCACCCGAGACCAUGUCAUGGAAGCUACCAUCCACCAUACCUCCACAAGCAUUCGGCAUUGCGAUCAAGUAUCUGUACCUUGGCGAGCUACCAAGAGACUUGGGUGGAGGUCCCGGUACCGGCUUUACAGAUUCGGAAAUCUUAGCUGGCCUGGACAAGAUUAGCAAGCACCUCGAGAUAAAGAGUCUAUCUCAGCUUGUCCUCGAUGGUGGAGACAGGAGACUCGCACGCCAAAGAAGAGCAGAGGAGCUGGACAAGGGUCGAGACCAGCUGGAAUUUUGGUUCAGGAGGAAUGUUCUACAGCACGCUAUCGUGACAGACACCGAUAAAGCAGACGAUGUCAAGUGGGACAGAAACAACGCUAUCUUUGCUGACGUGCUGCUGCGGGCAGACGACGACCCAGAGGAGGACGAAGCUAGGGUAGGCACAGAUGGUAACGGAAAUUGGGAGAGAACAGUCUCGCAUACGAAUGCAUUGGGUAUCCCCCUGCAAUCGCUGCAAUCACAACCCGCCUCAAGAGCAAAUUCGCGAUCACGGAAAGGCAACCAAUCCAAACUCUUUCCCGCCCAUCGUGCCAUGCUCAUCCGCUCUGAAUUCUUCUUGACCAUGUUCUCAUCCUCCUUCCGCGAAGCCCAACACACGCAUCACCUCCAGAUAAUACCCAUCGCUUGCUCGCCCGCUGUUCUAGAAAUCAUCCUCACAUUUCUCUACACUGAAAAAGCCGACUUCCCACUCGACAUCGCGGUCGACGUACUCUUCGCUGCUGACCUGCUCUUCCUCGAAAAAUUGAAGAUGAGAGCAGCGGUCGUCAUUUCCACUUUAGGGAACGGUACUGCCGGCGGCCUUUCUAUCCCAGCCAACAACGACGUGAGGGAGGAGGAAGAAUCAAUAGAUGUCUACGAGAUCCUGCACGCGGCAUGGCUGACGCGUGUGCAACGCCUAGAAGAGUUUGCCGCAAGGUACAUAGCUUACAGACUAGAGUCGCACAUCGACGACCCCGAGUUUGCCGAAAUUGUCAAGGAGAGCGCAGGCAGAAUCAGCGCGAGACAGGAGACCGAUUCGAUUGAAUUGCUUGAUGAUAUCAGGUGGUAUUUGAGUGAGCGUUUCAGGCUCCGGUUUGAAGAUAGUGGAUUGGAGGAUAUGAUGGAUGAGGACCAGCAAUUGCAGCAGCAGCAGGAGGCCGAGCAAAACCAGAAAAAAACACAAAAAUCAAGCGAUAUUCAAGCGAAGACUCUGCCAUUACCACAUUGGGGCAGUGGACCGAUGCCAGAUCAGCAGCAGCAGCAGCAUCAGCAAAACCAAGAAGACGAAGGCAUCGAUAUGCAGCCACCACCACCGGCAGAGAACGGCUCUCCAAUGGACGCAAUGCAGACAGCGAUCAACGUGCCAGGCGCAGUGAGGACUCUGGACGGCGAUCUUGCCGGCGACGAAUUCGCCAGCGAUGCCAUCAACUACCAGCUUUUGCUGGGCAAGAUUGAUCGCCUGCUCGAGAGGUUGAAGUUGGACGCUUAA
Messenger RNA from Endocarpon pusillum Z07020, 2061 nucleotides. RefSeq lists its product as uncharacterized. The record is from RefSeq and is a predicted model, not a curated record. Gene Ontology annotation, cellular component: ubiquitin ligase complex; cytoplasm. Gene Ontology annotation, molecular function: protein binding. The coding region runs from base 1 to 2061 and encodes 686 amino acids. Lineage: Eukaryota; Fungi; Ascomycota; Eurotiomycetes; Verrucariales; Verrucariaceae. The transcript has 3 exons.